This is a messenger RNA of Penicillium nucicola, 2331 nucleotides long. Its product is annotated as Zn(II)2Cys6 transcription factor. Gene Ontology annotation, molecular function: DNA-binding transcription factor activity, RNA polymerase II-specific; zinc ion binding; DNA binding. The transcript is spliced from 4 exons. Lineage: Eukaryota; Fungi; Ascomycota; Eurotiomycetes; Eurotiales; Aspergillaceae. The record is from RefSeq and is a predicted model, not a curated record. Bases 1 to 2331 code for a protein of 776 amino acids. Gene Ontology annotation, biological process: DNA-templated transcription; regulation of DNA-templated transcription.
AUGUGCUCAAAAUCGUACUGGAAGCCUCAACAUGAGGCUGCUACGGCAAAAGACUUGCCUCAGACGCCUAGUUCUCAAAGUGCCCCUCAAACUCCCACGAGCUCUGUUGCCCAGUGUGAGUUUGCUCAAGCAACAGAGGAACCAGUGAGUCCAAGUUUACCCUCGGAAACACCAUUGGUCACGGGCGCUAUCUCUUCAAAUGGCCAUAUGACCCAUGUUCUCCGAACACGGGAUGGAUCGAGUCCAGAAGGCGCCACUUCUCGGGAGGUGACGAGCAAUGAUGUGCCACGUAGAGGGCGAGUGGUGCGGGCAUGCGCAACAUGUAGACAGCGCAAGGCAAGAUGUAGUGGAGAAAUGCCCGUAUGUCUGCAAUGUCGCCGACUAAAGGUGAUUUGUAGAUAUCCAUUGGGUUGGAAGCUGGAGAUUGAACGGGAAAUUGAUAGUCUCUCUACAAAGAUCAACGAAUACAGAACCUGUGUUCAAGAUCUUCUAGAUACUGGAGAUCCACCUACUGGUUAUUGGGUACGUUCUCUGUUACGAAAGCACCUUUUGAUGGAGGACACACAUCCCAAAGCAGAGGUUCCAGAUCAAAAAGAGAUCUCACGCGCCACAAGACAAGGGGGAAAGCGUCGUCUGAGUAAAGGAGGGCGAAUACGUAUGGAGAAGGGUGCACAAGGAGUGAAAAUCGGUCAGAAGCAUGGCGAUUUGCUUGCGGAAAAGGACCUACCUUGGGGCGUAGUGUCUGGCCUGAAUGAUCUCUCCAUAAACGUCCCCACAGCAGUGGACAGAUACUGGCUGCCUCCUCGUCACAUUGCGGAUCAGCUUAUUGAAGACUAUUUCACUACUGUGCAUCCUGGGUUUCCGAUCCUGAGUAGACCUGAAUUCCGUGCUCAGUAUUUGAGCGCGUGGAAUAACCCACGGCCACUCGGGGACAAAUGGCUGGCAAUAUUGAACAUUAUAUUUGCCAUCUCAGCCAAGCAUGCCUACUUGACGGACGCUUCGUGGCGUGGAUUGGACAAUGACCAUCUGGUGUAUCUCACUCGAGCAAGACUUCUGAGUAUGACGGAAGUAGAGCUGUUUGGUCGUCCUGAUCCCCAGCAAGUACAGAUUGAAGGCUUGAUUGCUUUCUAUUUACUUGCAUCUGAUCAGAUUGAUAGGGCAUGGCGAAUCUCGGCAAUAGCCGUUCGAUCUGCUGUUACUCUUGGGUUCAGCGAAGUAGUAUCUGAUACCAGCACCAAUGAGGUCAGAAAUAGGCUAUGGCGGUGUCUCUAUAAUCUGGAGCAAAUAUUAGGUCAUAUAACUGAUCGUACAAUCUCCAUCUCGGAGAGACUUUGCUCUACACCCCUCCCACUACCUUUUGAAGAGGAGGAAUUCGAGCAAAAUUCCGCAGCUUUGACGCUGCUCAGAAGUCCCAUGAUUCGGCAUGAGCGAAUUGAUCAGAUCAUGUCAAGCUCGAGGACUUUGCCAAAUGCCGAUAACAAUGGUCAUUGGCGACUCAGGCCACCAGAUGAUGCUUGGCUGAAGCGCAUACCAGCCAAUUCCGGUCUCUAUUAUCUCUUCUAUUCUGACCUUACCAUUUUGCUUCAAGCAAUCAUUGAUAAUCGCCAUUCAACUGCCACAUGUGCAAAGAAGGACAGUCAGAUUGAUGAUCUACAGUCUCAGCUCCAAUAUUGGAGACGAAGUCUUCCGCCAUCACUCGACUUCAAUCAAGUGGAAAUUAGCAGCGGUGUGAGCCACGUGCGGUACAAGCUGAGUCUUGCAUUCCAGUAUCACAGCACCUUGAUUACCCUGGGCCAGUCUUGGCUUCACCGGCGAGGAAAAGAUGAACUCAGCAGCAUGCCACUAUUGAGCCAUGAAAUGGCGAUGCUGACACUAGACGCUGCCAUGCGAACCUUGGACAUCUUUCCUUGUGAGCCGAGUGUUGCACGGCUCUAUCAAAUGUGUCCGUGGUGGUGCGUUCUUCACUACCUCACGCAGGCAGCAAAUGUUGUUUUGCGUGAACUUUCCCUGAGCAGUGUUCACAUGCCUGACGAAGAGCUGCACCUCGUUUGGCAAGCGAAGAAGUCGAUUCGUUGGUUCCAUGCUAUGUCUGUCUACAGUCCUGGGGCAAGACGUUUGUGGCAGAUCUGUGACUCGGCUUUUCGCAAGUUAGCCAGCCGAAAGUUGUACAACACUGAAGACAUUCCAUCUACGCCAAUUGAGCCCACUUUUUCCACUCACAUCAGCUCAAGGCAACCAAUCGAUAAUUUUGUUUUGUCAGAUGAGGCAGACGUUGGAUAUUUUGGUCUCAUGAUGAAAGAUAUCAAUUUGUCAAACUGGGACGAGUUAUAG